Molecule: messenger RNA, 1045 nt
Organism: Mus musculus (house mouse)
Lineage: Eukaryota; Metazoa; Chordata; Mammalia; Rodentia; Muridae
Product: predicted gene, 51582
Exons: 2
Coding region: 22-513 (163 amino acids)
Source: RefSeq, a predicted model, not a curated record
CCGGGGCUGGGAACCCGGAGGAUGGUAGCGUGCAGGGCGCGGGCCGAGCCUCCCCGCUCCCCGCUCCCUGCUCUGGGCUGGCAGCUCACGCUCCGCCCGCCGCCCCGCAGCGCGCGCCCGGGAGAAGUUGCUCCUCGCCCGCAGCUCACACGCCCCCUGGCACUGUCGCCACGUCCCCACCCCCAACGCCCUGCCUCUCUUCCUCCUCGUCUUAGGCUCACUCCCUCGGAGCGGUCUCCUCCCAAUGUCACCAACCAGCCACCAAAGAGGAACAGCAGCAGUCUCGCAACUGGUGCAGCUCGCCUCCCUGCCACAGAUGGAGUUGGUGGCCCGACCGCACAGCUCGAAAUGACCACAACACGCUGCUUCUGUUUACUGACACCCACCACUCAGACUCUGCUGUCUCUGGGGGCUGCUCCAAGACAACACAAAACUGGAUGGAUUAAACACGGGAACACUUCUUUCAGAGUUCUAGACAAUGCAACUCCAAGAUCAAGGAAUCUGAAGCCUUGAUUUGUUUGGUACGUCUCCUUGGCUUGUAGAUGCCACUUCUCUGGGCAUCUUUCAUGGAAUCUUAUGCUUUAAUUUCUUCUUCUUAAAUGACACCAAUCAUAUGAACUAAAAGACCUCUUGAAUGAUCUCCUUUUUCCCCAGUAACCCUGAUGAAGGCACUAUUUUUGAAUAGUCUUAGCUCCUGAGAAUCAGGGAAAAGAACACAGUUCAUCCAAAUCUGUAAACACAGCACUGAACUUCAGAGUCAAAGAAAUAUAAUAUGAAUCCUGCCUUAUGUGAUUAAAACCCUGGAGAUCAAAGCCCAGUUUCCUCCCUUUUUGAAAAUUUUAGUCUUCAAGGAGAACCUGAAUAUGUAACUGUGUGCAAGAUGAAAACCUGUAUACUGUGUACUUACCUGAAUCCUCCAGAGCUUAGAUCACUAUGUCUGUGUGUUGCCUAGGUGAUGAGGGAAGCUUGAAGCUAAGGACACUAGGAGGUUUGAGCAUCAGUUAGAAGAGAAAUCCAAUGUGGUAGAAAAGUCCCAAGAGGGCCU